AUGCGAGAAGCGGGUGGCAGGAUGGCCGAACUCGAGUUCGAGGCACCGCUCGCACAGAUAGAAGAUGCUGAUGAUUGUCUGUCAUCGGCUGACUAUCCACAGAAAACUAUUAACGGAAAUGAUUUACAUCUGAACAAUAUAAACCAUUUGAAAAGUGAAAUGACCAAAAUGAAAACUGACUCCAAUAAAAUAAAUGACAACGACGAAUCGAGACCGGUGAAGUGCAAACAGGAUAAUAUGCAAAACGUCGAAGGAGAUAAUUUUACGGAGACAUUCUCUGGUUCACUGGAAGAUCUAGUGAACACCUUCGAUGAAAAGAUUACGAAGUGCUUCGGAAACUAUGAGGAGAGUGUUGAAAAAUUUGCGCCAGUCCAGGUUCGCUCCCAGGAAGAGAUAAUGAACGAGUGCCAAAUGUGGUGGACGAUAACUGGCAAUUUCGGAAACAUCCUACCGAUCGACUGGACCAAGUCUUUCUCCAGGAAAAUGCACAUCCCUACUCUGAACCUCAGUGACAAAAAGAGUGCCAUGACACCGGAUGAUGAGAUCCACAGCUCGGAGGACGAAGCAGUAGCGUCGGACUUGGACAUGCAUGCGCUCAUUCUUGGUGGCUUGCAUCAGGAUCACGAGUGCCCUGUGAAGACCGCUGACGAGGUCAUUCAGGAGAUAGACGAUAUGAUGCAAGAAACGCCGUCUUCAGAAGGUGAUAUUCUGGAAUACAACGAGGCACUGGAAAAGGGAAAGGAGGUGCUGAAUUCACCACUCUAUGAAGAUAAACUCCGUCAAUUAUCCCUUGCCCAGUUGAACGAAAUCUUCAUGGAACUGGAGGUGCUCAUUCGAGAAUUUUCUGAGACAUUAAUUGCCGAGCUAGCGCUUCGCGACGAAUUGGAAUACGAGAAGGAGCUGAAAAAUACUUUCAUAUCGUUGCUUCUGGCAGUCCAGAACAAACGCAGACAAUACCAUAUAGAGAAGAAGAAGAGACCAGGUCCUCCGAGAUCGCCUAAUCUAAACACCAGCCAUUCGGAACCUAAGUACUUGACGACGGUGAUACCGUUCCACCUGGACAAUGGGCCGCCCGACAACCAGUCGCUGCAAGUACUGAUUAAAAUAUUGAAGGCGAUAAACGAAGACAGCCCUACGGUGCCCACGCUCUUAACGGACUAUAUCUUAAAGGUCCUUUGCCCUACAUAA
Parnassius mnemosyne (clouded apollo) is the source of this 1188-nucleotide messenger RNA. Lineage: Eukaryota; Metazoa; Arthropoda; Insecta; Lepidoptera; Papilionidae. The record is from the annotation of a GenBank genome assembly.